This is a messenger RNA of Alnus glutinosa, 438 nucleotides long. RefSeq names its product classical arabinogalactan protein 5-like. The record is from RefSeq and is a predicted model, not a curated record. The transcript has a single exon. NCBI's taxonomy places the organism in Eukaryota, Viridiplantae, Streptophyta, Magnoliopsida, Fagales, Betulaceae. The coding region runs from base 1 to 438 and encodes 145 amino acids.
AUGGCUUACUCAAGUUUUGUGGGUUUGAUGCUAGUUGCUUUGGUGGCUAGCUCUGCUUUAGCUCAGGGUUCGGGAGCCUCACCAGCUGCUUCACCGAAAAAGUCUCCAACAGCUGCUCCUCCUCCGGCUCAAACCUCGUCCCCGACACAUUCCCCCACCGUGUCUCCACCAUCAUCGGCUCCCGUGCUGACUAGCGCCACGCCUCCGGCCGGUGCCCCCACCAGCUCGCCUUCGGCUCCUCCCACAUCUUCCCCUUUGGCGAACAAUCCAUUUGGCUCGGUUCCCCCAACCUUGAUCAGCAGGCCGUCGGCUGAGUCUCCAACCAGUCCUUCUGGCAAUGAUGCAGCCUUGAACAGAGUCAUCGCCAUCGGAUCUGAAGUCUCCUCCUCCAACUUCGCCAAGUGUUUUCGCCGAACUAGGCAGAUCCUUCCUAGCUAA